Molecule: messenger RNA, 503 nt
Organism: Drosophila ananassae
Lineage: Eukaryota; Metazoa; Arthropoda; Insecta; Diptera; Drosophilidae
Product: rhodanese domain-containing protein CG4456
Exons: 3
Coding region: 1-420 (139 amino acids)
Cellular component (GO): mitochondrion
Molecular function (GO): thiosulfate-cyanide sulfurtransferase activity
Source: RefSeq, a predicted model, not a curated record
AUGUCUAUAUUGGAGUCUGCUGGAAGCUUUAUUGCUUCUAAGCUGAAAAAUCAAACAAAAUUUAUUUUCCGUCCAUUUGCUUCAAUAGUCACCUACGAUGAGGUGAAGGAUGUGCCCAACAAGCCGGAGAUUUGUCUUAUAGAUGUUCGGCAAAGGAAGGAACUCGAGGAAACUGGAAGAAUUCCUGCCAGUAUUAACAUACCCUUGGACGAACUGGAAGAGGCCCUCACUCUCGAAAGAGCCAACUUCAAACUCAAAUACGGUCGAGCCAAGCCCCAAAAGGACACAAAAAUUAUAUUUUCCUGUAAAUCAGGAAGACGUGCUGAAAAGGCCGAAAAAAUUGCCAAAGCUUUGGGAUACACCAACCUCUCACUUUACGCCGGAGCUUGGCUCGAUUGGGCUAAAAAAGAGGACCUAUAAAUAAAAAAUUAAAUUUAAUUUCUUAACUACACCCAUGGUUAAGCUUUGCAAUCCAAAUACACCCAUACACUCGCAAAAAAACC